AUGAGUAGACGUGGCUACAUCUCUUAUAGUGAAUGUGUGUAUAUCCUUUUAUGUUCUCAAUGUUAUACACAAAUCUUAGGAGACAUAAGGAGAAGACUGAUUCUGUCUAUGAAAUGUGUUUUAGAGAAGUAUGAGAAUCUUGAUCUAAGUAUAAGAGUGGCAGGGUUGAUAUGCAUACAAUACGGAAUUGAUCCUGAAUUUCAUGUCAGAGACAAUCUUCCAAUUAACCAUAGUGCCCCAGAAAUCUUUAUCCACUAA
Plasmodium inui San Antonio 1 is the source of this 258-nucleotide messenger RNA. RefSeq lists its product as hypothetical. Bases 1 to 258 code for a protein of 85 amino acids. NCBI's taxonomy places the organism in Eukaryota, Apicomplexa, Aconoidasida, Haemosporida, Plasmodiidae. The record is from RefSeq and is a predicted model, not a curated record. The transcript has a single exon.